This is a messenger RNA of Lates calcarifer (barramundi perch), 4797 nucleotides long. RefSeq names its product SWI/SNF-related, matrix-associated actin-dependent regulator of chromatin, subfamily a, containing DEAD/H box 1 a (gene smarcad1a). Gene Ontology annotation, molecular function: chromatin binding; DNA binding; ATP binding. The transcript has 23 exons. The record is from RefSeq and is a predicted model, not a curated record. Gene Ontology annotation, cellular component: nucleus. The coding region runs from base 389 to 3604 and encodes 1071 amino acids. Lineage: Eukaryota; Metazoa; Chordata; Actinopteri; Centropomidae.
AGUUCCCGCCCACCUCUCCCUCGGACCAAUGAGCGGAAACGGCACAGCAUCCUCCAGGGCCGCUGGAGUUCGCGGGAAACCGGCUGUAUUUGGCAUACAACAAGCAAAAUUUGACCGGGGACUAAACAGCUUUGCUUGAUACGAAAUUAGUGUGUCAUCAACUGAUGUAUUUUAAACUAUUACGGUUACGAGCGGCGCAGUGACACAUCUUAAAUCGCCGUCUUUGUAGGACCGCUGGCCCGGCUGCUAUGCUAACAUCCGACGCUCGUUAGCUGUGUUGUCACAUUGGCUAACAGGAGCUCUGCUUCAUGCGACUGGACAGAGAAAAUACUGCUCACUAGAAAAAGACAAAGGGCUGCCGCAGUCAGGCACGAAAUAGACUGUUAAAAUGAGUCUGUUCAAUUUGGAUCGUUUUCGUUUCGAGAAGAAGGGAGCGACAGAAGCGAACAAAGACCACGAUAGCGGCUCCAAAAGUCCAGAAUCUGAGAAGGAGAACAAGCCAGCUCAGAUGAAACCUGUCAAAGCCCCACCAAAGUCCCAUGCUAGAGGAGUGGUUUUUGAGGAAGUCCUCUCUAUUGACUUAGAGGAGGAUGAGGUCCUUUCUGAACCAAAGACCAAAAUAACAUCAACUAGGAAAUUCACGAAUCCCACAGGGAAAUCAUCCAGAAAUGUGGUAUCGGAUCAUACGGAUGAUGAGGACAAUGAACUGGAGGGAAAAAUCAACAGACUACUGGAGAUGUUUCCUCAGGUAACAAGGAAGGAGGCCAAGGAGGUCAUUGCAAGCACAAGCACAUUGGAUGGGGCUGUAGCUGUCUGCCUUUUAAAGUUUGGUGAUAAAGAAGCCCCAGAUCAAGGCAGGAAGAGAAAACUGGAUGGAUCCAGCAGUUCUCAGGAGAGUGGUAAAUUUCAACCCAGCAAGAAGAGGAGACCAUCAGUGCAAGAGAACUCUGAUGAAGAAGAGAGUGAAGGUAAAGAGCCGAGUUGGGAAAGGCAGGAGGCCAUGGUGAGAAGACUGCAGAAGAAGUUUCCUGACCAGGACAAGGAGGAGCUGCGGAUGGUGCUGCAGGAACACGACUGGAAUGUUGAGGACGCUCUGCAGGUUCUGCAGAUGUUCUCAGACCCAGAUAAUACCAGCUUCAGCUCACCGGAGUCAGAAGAAAAGAAAUCCAGCAAAUCAAAGAGCAAAGACAAGUCAAGCAGGGACCACAGAAAGUUGAAUCGCCACAAUGGUCAUGGAGACAGUAAAAACAGGAAUGACCGUAAGGACUCUAAAAACCAGAGACAUGUCAGUGAAACAGAGGAAGACAGUACAGAUGAUUCAGAAGCCACGAAGGACAGCGAGGACGAAUCAGGCUCAGAAGACGGAGAAGGUUCCAAACACAGAAGUGGCACUUCCACUCUAUCUACAUGGAUUAAAAAAAGUUCUGACACUGUGUUGUCGUCCUCCUCUGUCAAGAAAAAAACUACCUCUUCCUCCCUGCCGUCGUCCUCUUCUUCUGCUGCCCAGAUGCUGUCCAAGUUUGCCAGUGGGACCAGCAUAGCUAAGAAUCAGGCAGCAGAGAGAAAGAGAAAGGCCCGCGCCUCAGAUGAACAUGUCAGUUCUGAGGGGGAAGACGACGAUGAAGAGGACACAGUUAGCAGCGAGUUUGAGGACUCAGAUGAUGAGCUGGACUCUAAAGGUGGCAUGACUGAAAUAAAGAAGGAGAUACUCGCCUUCUUCCAGGACGCAUCGAUAGAUGAGCUGUCGCUGAUCGCUGGGUGUUCUGUUAAAAAGGCCCAGAAAAUUGUGGAACUGAGACCCUUCGAUAGCUGGGAAAGCCUGAUUGAAGUCUUUCAUAAGGAAAAUGGACUCUCAGAGGAUUUACUGCUGGGCUGCAGAGUUGUCCUCAAAGAGAGGAAGGUUGUCUUGGGGCUCAUGUCCAAAUGUGAGACCAUUUCUUCAAAAAUGGUCAAACAGGUCACUGAAGUGAUGGAGAAGGGCACAGGGGCCAUGAAACAGCCCAGUGUACUCAACAGCCAGUUCCAGAUGAAACCCUAUCAGCUGAUUGGUCUUAAGUGGCUGCUGCUUCUGCAUGAGCACAAGCUGAGUGGUAUCCUUGCUGAUGAAAUGGGUUUGGGGAAAACUAUCCAGGCCAUAGCAUUUCUGGCUCAGUUAUACCAGAAUGGAAUAGAGGGUCCUCAUCUCAUCACUGUGCCAUCCUCUACACUCGAUAACUGGGUCAGGGAGCUGAAGCUGUGGUGUCCAAGCCUCAGCGUUCUAGUCUAUUAUGGAUCUGUGGAGGACCGCCGCUACCUCAGACACGACAUCCUCAAUGAAGAUGUUGACUUCAACGUCAUAGUGACCACGUACAACUUGGCCAUAGGGAACGAUUAUGAUCGCAGCCUUUUCCGCAAGCUGCGUCUUAAGUAUGCUGUGUUUGAUGAAGGUCACAUGCUGAAGAACAUGAACUCCCUCCGCUACCGCCACCUUAUGGCUAUUAAUGCAGAGCAUCGCUUGCUGCUGACAGGAACUCCUUUACAGAACAACCUCUUGGAGCUGAUGUCUCUCUUGAACUUCAUCAUGCCUUCUAUGUUCUCUAGCUCCACUACACAGCUCUCCAAAAUGUUUUCUAUGAAAUCCCAUGAGGAGCAGAGCCGCUUUGAAAGGGAUCGUAUUUCUCAGGCCAAACUCAUCAUGAAACCCUUUAUCCUCCGAAGAGUCAAGAGCGAGGUCCUCAAGCAGCUGCCAGCAAAGGAGGAGAAGGUAGAGUUCUGCUCAAUGAGUGAGAAACAGCAGGCUCUCUACCAGACCCUCUUUAAAAAGCUCAAGACUUCUACCAAUGGCGAGAAGCGUGAGUUGUGUAAUGUGAUGAUGCAGUUGAGGAAGAUGGCCAACCACCCACUGCUUCACAGACAGUAUUACACCACAGAAAAGCUCAAAGCCAUGAGCAAACUCAUGCUCAAGGAGCCAACUCAUUUUGAUGCAGAUGCUGCUCUGAUCCAGGAGGACAUGGAAGUGAUGUCAGACUUUGAGCUGCAUCGUCUGUGCCAGCAGUACUCCUCCAUCAGCUCCUACCAGCUUGAAAACAAUCUCCUGCUUGACUCUGGGAAAUUCCACCACCUCACUGAGCUGCUGGCCUCUCUUAAAAACAAGGGGGAUAGAGUGGUAUUAUUCAGUCAGUUCACCAUGAUGCUGGACAUUGUGGAAGUACUGCUGAGACAUCUCAAGCAUCGUUACGUCAGACUGGACGGAUCCACACCCAUAGCUGACAGGAUCGUGUUGAUUGAUGAAUUCAACACAGACCCUGACAUAUUUGUGUUCCUGUUAUCAACACGUGCUGGUGGCUUGGGCAUCAACCUCACCUCAGCUAAUGUUGUCAUUCUACAUGACAUCGACUGCAAUCCCUACAAUGACAAACAGGCAGAGGACAGGUGUCACCGUGUAGGCCAGACCAGGACUGUGCAGGUGAUUAAGCUGAUCUCUAAGGACAGCAUAGAGGACUGCAUACUGCAGCUGGGCCAGAAGAAACUAAAGCUGGAGCAGGACAUGACUACUGCUGAACAGGGUGAGGGAACCAUACCUGAAGAUAUGGCUUCUUUGCUCAAAGCUUCACUGGGACUGUGAUACGCAAACAAAUGAAACUUGAGACUGGUCAAAUAACAUUUUUGAUGGCAUUCCUGUGAUCCUGUGCAGACUUCAGUGCUCUGACUGAACAUACCACUUUUGCGUCUAUACUGGAAAACUACUGAGAACCAUAUGCUGCCGUGAAAAAGUUCUGAUAUUGAGAUCUGAUUGACUGUGUAGCAUGCUAGCUGUGCCUAAAACACUAUUUUUACAUGCUCACAGUUUUUGCUCAUACUUUGUCUACCAAAUGAGUACAUAAAGGCUAAACAAAGAUUUUGCCUUUUUAAAUAUUAUGCACUCCACAUGUUACGCGAGAGGCUUCAAACUGUAGAAACUUGAAAUAAGGUGGUGUUAACAAGUUCAGACCAAACUCAUUAAUGCAACAUGUGUUGGAGUACACCAUCAAAUUUGUGAUACUCUAUAUGUUAUGACUGAAACAAAGUAUCAGAGUUUAAGUUCACAUAACCUAUGUGAUGUGAACGUAGCCUUGUAUUACUCACAUUUAGAUAACUGUACUGUAUACUGGUAAGUACGAAGAGAAUGCUGAUGAAAUAUUUUAAAUUGUUGUAUGGAAAAUGUGCUCACAUACUGAAAUAGGUGGUGCACCGAAAAUGGUAGAUUUUCUUUUGCCAUCCCUCAUACCAGACAGUAUCCCAUCUUGCUGGUUCUUAUAAAAAAUAGUUGUUUACAUCCAAGUGUUUCUGUUGUGACAUUUUAACAGCAGCAGGCAGAGUAAUUAUACUGAAAAUGUUGCUAUUCACAUUGAUUUCCUCCGCUACUGUUCAAUUUUUUGGCAGUUGUGGUUGCAUCAAAAAAUCAGCCAAGUAUCUGGAAAAUUAUGUUUUCCGUCACUGUAAGCGUAAUGUGUUGAGUUUCAUCCUGAUGUCACGUUUUAAGUCUAACUCUGUCACCAUCAGUGACAUUUGUCAGCAAAGAGGUAUUUAAAAUAUAACAUAGAAUGUCUUACAUAAAUAUGGUGCUUGAAUUGGUUUCUUUGCUGUUUUUCCCCCAUUAAAUAUUUUGAGCCAAGUGACAAAGAAAAUGAUGAGUUAAGGAAGCAGCUGCUGCAUCAAUGUACUGUAUAAGUGGCUAAUGUGUUGUAAGUGUACAAGUGUUAUUGUAAAAGCUUUUACUAAGUCAUUUGUAUGUUUUUUAGGUUCCUGUUUGAACUGAAUAAUAAAUAUUGGAAUAAA